Molecule: messenger RNA, 7498 nt
Organism: Tachyglossus aculeatus (Australian echidna)
Lineage: Eukaryota; Metazoa; Chordata; Mammalia; Monotremata; Tachyglossidae
Gene: ARHGEF17
Product: Rho guanine nucleotide exchange factor 17
Exons: 22
Coding region: 1-5580 (1859 amino acids)
Biological process (GO): actin cytoskeleton organization
Molecular function (GO): protein binding; guanyl-nucleotide exchange factor activity
Source: RefSeq, a predicted model, not a curated record
AUGGAGGACGGGGCGCCCCGGGCCCGGGCCCCCCUCUACCGCAGCGUCUCGUUCAAGCGUCUGGAGCGGUGGAGCGGGGGCCCGACGGCGGCCGGGGCCGGCGGCGGGGCCCGGGAGGAGCCGCCCCCGCGCGGGGUGUCGAAGCUGUCGUCGACCCCGCAGCGCGGCCCCCUGUCGCCGUCGGUGCGCCGCCUCUCGCAGCGCUUCGACGCCUCCCGCCGCCCGGACCCGCGCCCCGACGGCGAGGACGAGCCCCCGCCCCCGCCGCCCCCGGAGGGGCCCCGCGGGGACCCUCCGCCCGGUGACCCGGAGGACGGGCCCGCGGGCGGCCCCCGAGGGGCCGGGCCGGAGCCGGGGGGCCUCUGGCCCAGCGUCACCGAGAUGCGCAAACUGUUCGGCGGGGAGAGCCCGGCCCGGCGCGGGCGAGCGCGGGAGCCGGGCGGAGCAGCCCCGGGCCCCGGGCCCCGGGAGGACGACGGCCCCGGAGGAGGAGCCGGCCGGCAGCGGCGGCAGCAGCGGCGGCGGCGGCGCGACGCUCCGGACCGGCCGGACCGGGCGGACGGCCGUCGGGACGCCGGGCGCCCGCGAUCCGCCCGCCGGAGGAGGAAGGAGGAGCGAGCCCGCCCCAGCCGCCGCUCGGACAGCGAUGGGCUGAGCCCGGCGGGGCCGGAGCCGCCCGGCCGGGCCCGGAGAGGGGGGGCCCGGGACCCGGACCCCGGGGACGCGGCCUCCGGACCCCCGCCGCGGCGACCGGGCCGGACCCUGGCCGACGGCGGGGCCUUCCCGCGGGGCUGCGGGGCGGCGCUGCCCGCGGUGUCCCGCGUGUCCAGGGUGACCAUCCCGCCGCUCCUGCCCGGGCCCGGGCCCGGGCCCGCCCGCCCCGGCGCCCGCCCGUCCAGCGCCGAGACCCCGCGGGACGGAGAACCGGACGGGGCGGGCCCGGCCUGCCUCCGCCGCUCCCCCAGCUGCGGCUUCGACGACGGCCCGCUCCGGGCCCAGCCCCAGCCCCAGCCCCGGCCCCAGGCAGCCGCGGGGCUCCUGGCCCCCCGGGCCACGGCGCCCAAGCAGCGCAAGUCUCUCUCCAACCCCGACAUCGCCUCGGAGACGCUGAGCCUGCUGAAUUUCCUGCGCGCCGACCUGUCCGAGCUGAGGAUCGGCCGGAGAGGAGGCGGGAGGCCGGGUCCCCCCUCGGGACGGACCAGCCCGUUGCCCGUCGGGCCGGGCCGGGCGGGGCCGGGCGGCCGCCCCUCCCUGAAGGACCUGACGGCCACCCUGCGCCGGGCCAAAUCCUUCACUUACCCGGACGCCCCGGCCCCGCGCCGCCUCCGCCCGCAGAGCGGCCUGCAGCCCGGCACCUACGAGCUGCUCCUGGACGGCGCCGGGCUGCGGCCUGAGAACCCCGGGGACCGGGGCGAUGACGACGACAACGACGACGACGGGCUGCCCCUGCCCGUCCCCGACCAGUACGUCCAGGAAGCCCAGCAGGUCUUCGAGAACAUUCACCGGAUGGGGUUGGCGGCGGCCCCCGACGAGGCCGGCCCGCUCGGGGGCCUCCAACCGACGGUGGCGGCGGCCUCCUCCGCCCGGGGGCUCCCGGACCGGGGCCCCGGGCCCCAGGUCCCCCACCGGAGGUCGCUGGAUGAGCUGUCCGGCCACGAGUCCAGCCUGACGGACGAGGGCAUCGUCACCGAGCCGGAGAUGCCGCCCCCGGCCCAGGGUGCGGACAAGGGCCUGGGGCCUGCGGGCGCCUGGCGGGCCGGCGGAGCCACCCUGGGAGACAGACACCGCUCCCCGGUCAUCUCCCUGGAGUCGGCCGGCGGGGGCCCCGAGCCCCCGGACCCUCCGUCCACGCCGGGCGCCCUGCGGCAGCGGCGGCGGAAGGGCCCCUCGGCCGGGCUCGUCGGUCCCGUCGGAGGUCCGGGGGAGCCGCUCCGCUCCCUCAGCGACCCGAUGCCCCACCGGGGCGACCCCGCUGCCCGCCUCCUUGACUCCCUGGAGGCCACCGCCGCCUCUGCGGGGGCGGCCGGCGACCCCAACGGCCCCCAGGCCCCCACCGCCCGCCAGGGUGCUCGCUCGACGGCCAAGAAGAAAUCGUUGAGCGAUCCGAGCCGCCGCGGGGAACUGGUCGGGGCCGGGGUCCGCGCCCUCGGGGCCCCCAUCCGCGAGGUGGACCCCGGCGCCCCAACGCCCAGCGGUGAAGCCGCCCUGGACGAAGGCCCGUCCCCGGGAGCCGCCCCCCACGGCGUCAGGAGGCGGUCGGUGGGAUUGUGCCCCCCGCAGCGGGAGCUCGGGCCUGGGCCUUGCCGAGCACCGCCGCCGCCGCCCAACAGGCAUGUCCGCCAUGCCAGCGAACCGGCCUUCGUGCCCCUGGCUGCCCCCGCUCCCGCCACCGAGCCAUCGGGCAGGCCCCGCGCCCCCGCCGCUGCCCAUCCGCCCUCGCUGGAGGCCGUCACCCAACGCUACAUGAUGGCCCUCGGGUCCAGGGACUCCCCGCCCGUCUGCCCUCCCGGGCCUGUCGAGGAUCCUCGCCCUCCACCACCCCAUGCUGCCCCGAUCUCCGCCGGGCCCAGCCCCGCCGCCAGCAAGAUCCAGGGCAAGCCGCGAGUGGACAUGAGGAAGCAUGUCAUCAUGACGUUGCUGGACACGGAGCAAUCGUACGUGGAGUCUCUCCGCACGCUCAUGCAGGUAUACAUGAAACCCCUGAAGCAGCCGGAGAACUCGAUCUUGGUUGACCCUUCCCUGGUGGACGAGAUCUUCGACCAGAUCCCGGAGCUGCUGGAGCACCAUGAGCAGUUCCUGGAGCAGGUGCACCAGUGCGUGCAGAAUUGGCAUGAGAAGCAGAAAGUAGGGGACCUGCUUGUGCAGUCGUUCUCCAAGGACAUCCUGGUGAACAUCUAUUCAGCCUACAUAGACAACUUCCUCAAUGCCAAGGACGCCGUAAGGAUUGCCAAGGAGGCUCGGCCUGCUUUCCUCAAGUUCCUGGAGCAGAGCAUGCGGGAAAACAAGGAGAAGCAGGCGCUGUCUGACCUGAUGAUCAAACCCGUUCAGAGGAUCCCACGCUAUGAGCUGCUGGUGAAGGACCUGCUGAAACAUACUCCUGAGGACCACCCAGACCACCCAUUCCUCAUCGACGCCCAGAGGAACAUCAAGCAGGUGGCCGAACGGAUCAACCAGGGCAUGAAGAAUGCCGAGGAGGUGGAGCGAAAUGCCCGCAUUGUGCAGGAGAUUGAGGCGCACAUCGAGGGCAUGGAGGACCUCCAAGCUCCACUGCGCAGAUUCCUGCGGCAAGAGAUGGUGGUGGAGGCGAAGGCGGUUGGCGGCAAGAAGGACCGUUCCCUGUUCCUCUUCAGCGACCUGCUGGUCUGCACCACCCUGAAGCGCAAGUCUGGCUCCCUGCGCCGUAGCUCCGUGAGCCUGUACACGGCGGCCAGCGUCAUCGACACCACCAGCAAAUACAAGCUCCUCUGGAAGCUGCCACUGGAGGAUCUGGACAUUGUGAAGGGGGCUUCCCAAGCCACCAACCGGGAGAGCAUCCAGAAGGCCGUCAGCCGCCUGGACGAGGACCUGGCGACCCUGGGUCAUGUCAGCAAACUGUCCGAGAGCCUCAGCUUCCCCCACCAGGGCCUGGAUGAUGCUAUAAAGGAGCUGACGGGUGCUGUGCACCGCGAACUGGCCGAGAAGCAGGCCCUGGCUUUGGUCCUGUCUUCCCCUCCCAGCAAGGUGGAGCUCGCGGCCAGCAAGCCGGACGGCAGCGAGACCUUCACCUUUGAGUUUCCCAGCACCGACGCCUGCCACGGCUUCGAGGUGGCCUUCGAGGACACCAAAAGGAAGCUGGCUUCCCACCGAAACUGCCAGGACCCUGAAUUCCUGAAGGCCAUCCCCAUCAUGAAGACCCGCAGCGGGAUGCAGUUCUCCUGCGCCUCCCCCAGCCACAGCAGCAGCCCGGACAGCGCCCACGAGGUCUGGGUGUGCAACAGCGAUGGCUACGUGGGGCAGGUCUGCCUGCUGAGCAUCCGCCAGGAGCCCACCGUGGAAGCCUGCAUCGCCGUCUGCUCCGCCCGCAUCCUCUGCAUCGCCUCUGUCCCGGGCCUCAAGCGCAGCUUCAGGGAGAGGCCCGAGUCCUCGGGCGGUGCAGCCCCGGAGCCCCCGGCACCCCCGGCCGAGGAGGCCGACGCCCAGCAGUGUCUCCACAUCUCCAUCUCGGGCUCGUCUUUGGAGCUGCCGGAGCCGGUGGGCAGUGCCGCCCGCGAGCCGAUGCCUUUCGACAGCGACGACACGGAUGACGAGUCAUCCCCGAGCCCCUCGGGGACCCUCCAGAGCCAGGCCAGCCGCUCCACCAUCUCCUCCAGCUUCGGCAAUGAGGAGAUGGCCACCUCCAAGGAUGCAGCGGCUGAGACGACCAGUUCUGAAGAGGAGCAAGAGCCCAGCUUCCUGCCACUGUCCAGCUCUUUCGGCCAGAGCCGCGGGGGUGGGAGCCCGGUGGAUGGACGCGCAGUGCGGCGCUCCAGCCGGGGCUCCUUCACCCGCGGCAGCCUCGAGGACCUGCUCACCGCCGACCCCGAGGCCUUUCAGAGCUCCGUUUGGCUGGGCACCGAGGAUGGCUGCAUCCAUGUGUACCAGUCCUCGGACAACAUCCGCAACCGCAAGAACAGCCUGAAACUGCAGCACGGCGCGGCUGUCACCUGCAUCCUGUACCUAGGAGACCAAGUGUUCGUGUCCUUGGCCAGUGGCGACCUCGUGGUCUAUCGGAGAGAGGCAGCCCGAUUCUGGGACCCGCAGAACUGUAAGUCGCUGCCCCUCGGCUCCGCCGGGAACCCCAUCACCAAGAUGGUGGCGGUGUCCGGGCGGCUUUGGUGCGGCUGCCAAAACACCGUGCUGGUCCUCGGGGCCGCCACCUUGGCCCAGGAGCACCAGUUCCAAGUGGGGCCGGAUAGCCACCGCAGCGUGACCUGCCUCGUGAGCUCCUCUGUGGGGGUGUGGGUGACCCUACAGGGCAGCGCCCAGGUCCGGCUCUAUCAUGCCACGUCCUAUGAGCAGCUGGCCGAAGUGGACGUCAGCCCUCCUGUGCACAAGAUGCUGGCAGGCUCGGACGCCAUCAUCCGUCAGCACAAGGCGGCGUGCCUGCGGAUCACGGCUCUGCUGGCCUGCCAGGACCUGCUGUGGAUCGGCACCAGUGCCGGCGUCGUGCUGACCCUGCCCCUGGCUGCCCCCACACCCGGCGCCCCACGCCCUGCACCACCUCUGACCCCAGUGGGCCUGUCACAGGGCCACACCGGCCACGUCCGCUUCCUCACCGCCCUCGAGCUCCCCGACGGCUCCGACCUCCUCCUCCCGCCGCCACUCCGGGACACAGGCCCCGUGACGCCCUGCCUGCUGGAGCGGAGAGAGCCGGCCCGGCCCCGGCUGGCCCCCAGCCCCCUGCCCCUGUCCAAGGCCCACAUGCUGGUCAUCAGCGGCGGCGAUGGCUACGAGGAUUUCAGACUGGCCAGUGGGGCCGGUGGGGGCGGCGGCGGCGGCAGCAGCAGCGAGACUGUGGGACGGGACGACAGCACGAACCAUCUCCUCCUGUGGAGGGUGUGACCCCGAGGAGCUAGCGGGCCGUGCCGCCCCCACCCCAGCUGCCUCCUCCAUGACAGGGGGAUGUGUGUGUGCAUGUGUGCCUGUCUGUGUGCACCGGUGCGUGCACAUGUGUGUAUAUUUGCGCAAACCUGUGUAUGGACGUAUGCUUGUGUUCACGAAGCUUGUAUGGCCUGUAUAUACCUGUGGGUGUGGACACGUAUGUGUGUGCAUGUGCUCAUGUGUACCAUGGGUGGUGUACACAUGUCUGUGUGCAUGUUUUCCUGUAUUUGUGUGUGCCUGUAUUUGUGUGUCCCCCCUGGCCGCCGGGGCUGGUUUCUGGCCGAAACUCUCCAGGAUCCGGGAGCCACGUGUCCUUCUGGCGCUGGCCCGGCCCAGCUCUGCCGGGAUGGGAGGAGGAGGAGGAGGGGGAGAGGAGGAGAUGGGCAGAGGGGAGACCUGCCCCCUGUCCGCGGUUUGUCCGUCUGCCCUAGGCCUGUCCAGCCCCUUCACCCGCCCCACCAAGCCCCCCUGCGAGCCAGAGCUGGGAGCAUGGGUAGGGCCCUGACUCAGGAUCGGGGGCUGGGGAAGUAGCUGUCCCCACUGGUGGACACACCGGGACUGUGGCUUCCUAUGGUUUGGGGAGCUCAUGGGGAAUGGCAGCGGUGGGGGGUUGCGGGGGGGAUGCCUCCCGCUGGGCUGGACCAGGCUUUCUCCACCCCCAGCCUCUCUGGCGGGGGCAGGUCAGGCUCCUUGACUAAGGGGGAGGAGAGGAGAAGAGGGCCGACCGAGGGAGGAAAAUGUGCAAUAUUGGUGUGGGCCGGAAGAGGAUGGUGAGGCCAAAGAGAUCGGGACCCUCCCCCGCACUGCCCGGGAGCGUCUCCGGUGAUGAGCCCCCAGGGGGAGGAGGGGGAGCUUGUACAGUAUUUAUGUUUAUUUUUAACAAGUUACUUUUCACAGCACUUAAUUUAUACAGACAGCACGGGGAGCGAGGGUGGGCGGAGGCGGGGGGCUGCUUGCCCCGGGCCUCGGGGUUCACGUCCACUCCCGGUGCCAGCUCUUCGUAGCAGGCGGGCAGGAGGGGGCACUUAGCCCCUUCGGACCUCACGAGUCUCCGAGAUUUAGGAAUUGUCAGGAUUCACGGCCCCAGGGGCAGCGCCGUUACUGCGCCGGGGCGGCUGGAGUUGGCGGGUCUCGUUCCUCAUCAGGACGUCAGGGUGGUCAAUCCACAUUAGCCGGGGGUGGAUUAAGUGCUGAUCCUGCCCUGUCCCCCGAGAUGGACACGUCCUUCGGUCACUCCACUGCAACCUGGGCAGGCGGGGAGGGAGAUGGCCCACCCUGGACGGGAGGCCGAGGCCUAGGCCCGGGCGGCCUCACACUCCUCUCCGAGCUCAGAGGUCCUGCCCUGGUUUGGAUCUGGAAGCCCAUCAGUCCUCCCGUCCAUCCGUCCGCUGGUCCCCUGGCAGCUCCAUGCCAGGGGCGGAGGAGGGGGCGGGAGCCGCCCGGGAAGAGAAGCAUGCUGUGGGCUUGGAUCAUCUUGCGGCGAAGAAACUGUCGAGGGUAGCUUGCUCUUCCAUGCUCUGCAAAGCCCAGGGGGGAGGGACAAUCAGGAGCUGAGCCCUUACCCUCCUCCGGCACGCGUGACUGGGCCAGAGGGCAGCCAGGGGUCCUGACUUCCAGCCCCCGGGGCCCGGGGAGGAUGGAGACCGGGGAGGAGGGCCGGGCCGGCUGGGGUGGCAAGAUUCGGGGGGCAGUGGGGGUUCACAGAGCUCUCCAAGUGAAUCCUCAGAGGUAGCCACCAGCCCCCCUAGAUCCCCUGGGGUCUCCUGGUGGGCAGAGCGCCCCUCCGAGUGGCUGUCUUCUUCUUUUGCUGCCAAUGAAACUAUUCACGCUCCGUGGACGAUGAAGUCAAAAGUCAAUAAACAGAAAAGCUCAUCUCGUC